GCAGAAACACCAAAUGUUCUCACAUCUGUGCUGCUCCAAAUCCUGCUGUAUCUCUCAGCAGCUUACAGUGUGUUGUACUUCCUGUCCACCUUCUCCAUGAUCAUCUAGAAGACAAGGUCGCUUGGCUGCCCAAAUCCCGCCGUGUUUGGAGCAAAGUUCACGUCUGUGAGAAAACAGAUUGAGAUGGAGCCUUGAAGAAGAGUUUGCCUCAGGAAUUUCUGGAAACGGGAGGAAUUAUCUGCGAACUGAAGAACGGGACCGUAGAUUCUCUCUGCUGAGGGGUGAAUGUCGUAGAACAUGAAUGCUUUGAGGACCCCAACAAAACCAAGCAAUGGGGUGGCCAGAUCGGACAGCAAGAUCAGUGCCAAAACCCUGUUUGAGCAACGAAAGAAGUACUCAAACUCGAACGUCAUCAUGCAAGAGACGUCGCAAUACCAUGUGCAGCAUCUCUCUACAUUCGUCAUGGAUAAAUCAGAGUCCAUUGCUACAGUAGAUGACGCGAUCAAGAAGCUGAAGCUGCUGGACUCCAAAGACAAAAUCUGGACACAGGAAAUGCUGCUGCAGGUGACGGACAAAUCCAUCAAACUCCUGGACUGCGAGACCAAGGAAGAGCUUGAAAUCUUUCCUUUGGCCACAGUCCAUCAUUGUCAGACGUUGUUGAACCAGACCAGAUAUCCGUCCGUCCUUCUACUCGUCUGUCAGGACUAUGAACAACACAAACCAGACAUUCACUUCUUCUACUGCGACGAAGUGGAGGCCGAGAUGGUGCACGCUGACAUUGAUAGCGCUCUGGGAGACAACACACGCGGCAAGAAGACGCGACCGCAGACGCUAAAGAUGAACCAAGAAAAGAUGAAACACCAACGAGAGAGCAUCAUCCCGGCCUCUGAGCCUAGAAGUCCUGGCCCUGGGGGCAAAGGUCGCGUAGCAGCUACGGACAUGAAAGAUGAACUAUCGAUGCAGGACCCCGAGUCCAAUAUGAAACUGGCCCAGCGGAUCGAAAAGGACGUGCAAAUCCUGAACUGCACUCUAGAUGACAUCGAGAUCUUUGUUGCACGUCUUCAUAAAGCGGCAGAGGCUUUCGCGCAACUCAACCAGCGCAACAGGAGCAAGAAAAACAAAAAGAGAGGACCGGCAGAGGGAAUGCUAACUCUACGAGCUAAACCUCCAUCAGAAGGCGAGUUUAUCGACUGUCUUCAGAAGCUGAAACUCUCUUUCAAUCUGCUGGGCAAACUGAAGAAACACAUCCAGAACCCCACAGCUGCAGAGCUUGUGCACUUCCUGUUUGGACCUCUGGAACUGAUACUGCAGAAUUGUGGCAGUCCCGAGCUGCCGCGUUCGGUCAUCUCUCCUCACCUGUCCCGGGACACAGUGGACUUCCUGAGAGGACACCUGACUCCCAAAGAGAUGACCAUCUUUGAGCUGCUGGGAGACGGUUGGACGCGGCCCAGAGCUGAUUGGCCGAAAGAGCAGUGCGCUCCUCUGUACGUCCCAAAGUUCCGGAACGGCUGGGAGCCGCCGCUGGAACUGUUCCGCUCGUCGCCGUGGGAGACGGAGACCGCCGGAGCUCCAGUGCAGACAGAAUACAGGCCCAAAGAGUUCUUUGGAUCACAGUCAUCGCUGUCUUCAAACGGGUCUUUCUCAACGUCUCCCCCUUCUCGCAAGUAUGCAAAGAUCCGCUACCACUUCGUGGCGCGUAAUGUAAACGAGCUGUCGGUGCUUCAGGACGAAAUUCUGGAGGUGUUGGAGGAUGAUAAGCAGUGGUGGAAGUUGAGGAACCGAAGCGGACAGGCGGGAUACGUGCCCUAUAACAUCCUGGAUGUGGUAAAACUGGAGGACCCUCAAACUAUGAUUGACCCGCCAUACAGUCCAGGAAUACCUUACAGUCAGCCAUACCGAGGACAGUCGCCCUCCAGCUCACAGGGCAGUGACAAAGACAGUCACUUUUACCAGAUGGAUAAAGUGAACGAUGAGCUGCUCAUGUUGAUCAGCGGAAAUAAGGUUCAACAGCCCACGAGGAACUUUAAGGUGGUGCGUCAGUCUACCGUCCCGCUGGCCUUUGACUCCAGCCCGGCCGAGGUCACCACCUGGCUCAAUGCCAAGGGCUUCUCCAAACCGACAGUGGAGCGUCUGGGCAUCCUGACCGGCGCUCAGCUCUUCUCUCUGAAUAAAGAUCAUCUGAAGACUGUGUGUGGAGACGAGGGAUCUCGCGUCUACAGCCAGAUCACCGUCCAGAAAUCACAACUAGAGAAGAGUCGAGGAGAUACGGAAUUACAGGAGAUUCUGAAUAAACAGCAAGAGAAAAUAUCAUCUGCCCCCUAAACACACUCACACAGACUGUCAAUCAGUAACCGUCAACCAAACCCACCAAUGAAGUUCUGCCACACCGUCGACCAAAUGUCUAAUCCAAUAUAUUUUUUAAUUGUAUAUUUAUUGUUGGUGCUUUUUAUUAUUAGUGUAUGUACGGACCUUGUUCAUGCUGGAAAAUACUAGUAAACUUAUACUACUCUCUACUGCAUGAAAACAAUGUAUGGGUGAAUCUCAUGAAAACAUGUACAGGUCAUGCUUCAAAAUUAAAAGAAAAAUUAUGAACGAUAAAAAUCAAAGACCAUUAACAUUUUUUUGCGUUUUCAUGUCAUUUUAACCACUAUUGCUCAAAGUAGACUUUUUUUCUUUAGAGUUUUUAUGUAAUUCUCAAUGAUUAAAAAAAAUUAUAGCAGUACAGUGACUUGUCACCUCAAAAUCAAAAGAAAAAUGACUAUUUUAGGACCUUUUUGUUAUUUUUGCAUUUCCGUGACAUUUUAUCCACAAAUGCACACAUUUUGAGUUUGUUAUUUUUGAUGAUUCCUGUUUUAAGCUGAGGUGAAAUGCAAUAUGUGACCCUGGAUGACAAAACCAGUCUUAAGUGUCAAUUUUUUCGAAAUUGAGAUUUAUACAUUUAUACAUAUUUUCCAUUGACGUAUGGUUUGUUAGGAUCUGACAAUAUUUGGCCGAGAUACAACAAUAUGAAUAUCUGGAAUCUGAGGGUGCAAAAAAAUCUAAAUAUUGAGAAAAUUGCCUUUAAAGUUGUCCAAAUGAAGUUCUUAGCAAUGCAUAUUACUAAUCAAAAAGUAAGUUUUGAUACAUUUACGGUAAGAAAUUUACAAAAUAUCUUCAUGGAACAUGAUCUUUACUGAAUAUCCUAAUGAUUUUUGGCAUAAAAGAAAAAUCGACAAUUUUGACCCAUACAAUGUAUUUUUGACUAUUGCUACAAAUAUACCCCAGCGACUUAAGACUGGUUUUGUGGUCCAGGGUCACAUAUGUAUAGUGCAAAAAUAAAAAUUGAAGCAGUGUAGUGGUUCAAUGUGACCAGUACAUGUUGACAGGUGAGAUUCGCCCGUGUCCAUAAGACAGAGUGAGCAGAGUGAAUGGUUUCUGGGGUUUGAUGUAUGAUUGCAUCUGUGACGGUGGUUUUUGAAAGAAACAAAUGUAAAUAAUGUGCUAAAUUCAGUUGCAUCAUGCAUGUUCCGAAGCUGAUCGUUAUGUCGAAUGAAUGACGCGAGAACAGUACAUUUAUCAGCUGGAUUCAUGCACGUCUUUUUUUAUUUGUAUGAAGGGCAUUUAGAGACUUUGAUCUUACAGUAUGUGGUUUAAUCACAAUAGAGACGCUUUAAAAAGACACACAGAUGAGAUUUAAUCAGUUUAAUCGGAUACCAAGAGUAGGAAAUAAAAUUAAAUGUAAUAUUAAACCAGAAGUACAACCUCUUAGUAUUAUCCUCUGCUAGUUUCUCCAAAUGUUAUUUAUAUAUAAAAAAAAACAAAUCACUGUAUUGUAAAUUUCAGAAAUAAAGUGACUACUAAAAAGA
Messenger RNA from Onychostoma macrolepis, 3845 nucleotides. RefSeq names its product EPS8 like 2 (gene eps8l2). Gene Ontology annotation, biological process: positive regulation of ruffle assembly; Rho protein signal transduction; regulation of Rho protein signal transduction. Bases 298 to 2322 code for a protein of 674 amino acids. Gene Ontology annotation, molecular function: actin binding. Gene Ontology annotation, cellular component: vesicle; ruffle membrane; plasma membrane. The record is from RefSeq and is a predicted model, not a curated record. Lineage: Eukaryota; Metazoa; Chordata; Actinopteri; Cypriniformes; Cyprinidae. The transcript is spliced from 23 exons.